AUGGCUGCGGAAGGUACUGUAAUGUCCUCAUAUAAAAGAAGAAAAUUAGAUGUGUCACCGACAAAACCUCGAUUGAGUGCAUUUGCUGCAAGACAGGCUCUGAAGAGCAACACCAGUAGUCCGAAAAGUCCUGCAAAAAAGGACGAAUCUGCAACUGGCUCGGAAGCUGCUAAGAGUACGGAUCUGAAUGACCCAGUCUUGGACGCCCCGGUCACCUUAGAUCCCCAAAAUCCUAUCGGAAAUACAACCUACCAAGAUGCUACAAGCUCGUAUAUCACUGCAAAUCAUAAACUGGAUGAAGAGCCCCAGCUCGCAUCAUUUGAAUCACGUGGCGGGUCUUCAGGUUUGUUGCUACAGCGGCCAGCAGUCUCACUGUCAUCGUUCAAGCCGGGCAAGAGCAAUGUGAAAUGCUUGGGAGUUGGUGCAAUCCGUGUUAAAGUAGCCCCUGGUGAGCGUCUUGUUAUUGUUGGCCAGUAUGAGCUCUGCAUCCAAGGCGGCCAAGUCACUCUCUUAGGAGCAACCUUACAACCUUCAAAAACAUCGUAUCGCGUGUUUUCUGCGUCUUCUCACUCACUACCAGUACUAAGAUGUGUGUCGACUGAUGUAAGUUCGGCCGAUAUCGUGCUUCGAAACUGUAGCAGCGGACUUGAAGAUCUAGAGACGCUGUCACCACUUUUUGGGAAGUUAUGGAGCCCUCAUGCUGGACCGUUCGGUGCAGAAUACGAAGAUUCGAUGUUGAAGAUCCAGAAUUGUACAUUCAAGAUUCUCUUCUCGUCGAAGCUCGAUUUGCAGUCUAACUAUCUGCAGCCCCUCGUAUCACCUCCAGAAUGGAACCUGCUCCUAUCUAGAUUAUCCAAGCCAACAGAGACGAAGUGCAUAGUCAUGGUCUGCGGGCCAAAAUCAUCGGGCAAAUCAACAUUUACGAAGCUACUGUGUAACCGACUACUUUCAGGAAUCCGAGGAAUGGCUGAUGCGUCCCAAGGUAUCGCGCUAUUAGACUUAGAUCCCGGCCAGCCUGAAUACUCACCACCUGGGCAGCUGGCUCUUGUACAUGUCCAAGUCCCAAACUUUGGGCCACCAUUCUCUCACCCCAUACCACCCGAAAAGAGCAAGAUAAUACGUGCUCAUUCUAUUGCAUCGAUAUCACCCUCUUCAGACCCAGGUCUGUAUAUGGCAUGUGCUCUUGACCUCUUAUCUCACUACCGAGCCACAGGGUCAGCAGUAAGGGAUUGUCCUCUGAUCAUUAACACUCCUGGAUGGGUGUUCGGCACAGGCUUGGAAAUUUUAGUCGACUUAAUCCACCGAGUAAAGCCAACGGAAGUCAUAUACAUGUCUCAAGACGGUCCGCCAGAAGUUGUUGACACGCUCAGAGAAGCUAUCCACUCGAAGCAACUGCUCACCGUACCUUCACAAACUAGCGAAUACACAACUCGAACAGCGGCCCAUCUCAGAACUAUGCAAGCAAUGUCCUACUUCCACCUAAUUACAAGAAACACAGGCAGUCUGAAUUGGAGUGGUACACCGCUUACGUCGAUUCCGCCCUGGGAAGUACGAUAUUCAGGAGAGGAUCCAGGAAUACUUGGCGUUAUGUGCUAUGGCGAGCAGCCACCACCAGAACUCCUUGUAGAUACCAUCACUGGCUCGCUCGUCGCAGUCGUUGUAAUCGACGACAUGUUCGCUAUACUUGGUCGUGAUAACGGUCAACAAGAGGGCUACGUAGGCUGUCCAGCCCAGGAGGGCAAUUUCGAUGCAGAGAUCCGCGUCCUCGACCACUCCAAUGAACCACCACGGAUCGAAAAACCUCUGAUCUUGCCCACACCAGCUGAACAGAUCCCUUAUUUCAAUCCGGCGAAUGCCAUCACACUCGAUCCGAGAUAUUCACAUUCUAUUGGCAUUGCUCUUGUUCGCGGUAUCGACGUGCGGCGCCGGCGGAUCCAGUUGCUGAGUCCAGUCUCACCAAGUAUCAUUGACGAGAUCAACGCAUCGGGAAAGACGAUAGUGCUUGUUAGUGGGAAGUUGGAUACACCCGGAUGGGCUUAUACAGAAGAGCUGAACAUGACAAUCGCUCUGGAGAAAACAGCCGAAAAGCUACCGCUGAAAAUUGCCCUUGCUGGGGAAGCCGAUAUGGACCUAGAUAAUGCAGACGUUGAUGAUGAUCUUGAUGAUGAUUAUUUAGAAGAAGGAGACGUGCAGACCAUUGAAGGUAGGGACAGUCAACGCGCUGCUGGAGAUAGAUUUCGAGACGCACCUUGGGUGGAGAGACUGGAUGGAUCCAAAGGCAGAGGAGUCGGGGCGAGGGUGUGGAGAGUAAGGAGAGAUCUGGGGAGGCUGGGAGAUGGAGGCGAAUGA
Messenger RNA from Cadophora gregata, 2349 nucleotides. It is a transcript of the gene GRC3, whose product is annotated as Polynucleotide 5'-hydroxyl-kinase grc3. Lineage: Eukaryota; Fungi; Ascomycota; Leotiomycetes; Helotiales; Ploettnerulaceae. Gene Ontology annotation, molecular function: polynucleotide 5'-hydroxyl-kinase activity. Gene Ontology annotation, cellular component: nucleus. Gene Ontology annotation, biological process: cleavage in ITS2 between 5.8S rRNA and LSU-rRNA of tricistronic rRNA transcript (SSU-rRNA, 5.8S rRNA, LSU-rRNA). The coding region runs from base 1 to 2349 and encodes 782 amino acids. The record is from RefSeq and is a predicted model, not a curated record. The transcript has 5 exons.